This is a messenger RNA of Conger conger (European conger), 2416 nucleotides long. RefSeq names its product histone-lysine N-methyltransferase SMYD1-like. Gene Ontology annotation, cellular component: nucleus. Gene Ontology annotation, molecular function: protein binding; histone H3K4 methyltransferase activity. The coding region runs from base 189 to 1664 and encodes 491 amino acids. The transcript is spliced from 10 exons. NCBI's taxonomy places the organism in Eukaryota, Metazoa, Chordata, Actinopteri, Anguilliformes, Congridae. The record is from RefSeq and is a predicted model, not a curated record.
UGGGGUGCUGAAUGGGCAGGUGGUGGGACAGCUAGGCUUGGGCGGUGAUUCGGUGAACAACUACAAGACAGUAGCCAGGACCUCCACUCUCUCCUGCUCUUUCAUUAUCUCACUCCCCCCUCUCUCUCUCUCUCUCUCUCUCUCCUCCUCCUCUCUCCUCCCUUCCUCGCACGCCCAGCUUUGCUGAAAUGACCCUGCACAACAUGGAGAGUGUGGAAGUGUUUGCCUCCGAGGGGAAAGGCCGAGGCCUGAAGGCUGCCAAGGAGCUGCUGGCGGGAGAGGUGGUGUUUGCCGAGCCCAGCUUUGCCGCCGUCGUCUUCGACAGCCUGUCACAGUACGUGUGCCACAGCUGUUUCCGGCAGCAGAAGAAGCUGCACCGCUGCGGCCAGUGCAGGUUCGCCCAGUACUGCGACCGCACCUGCCAGAGAGCAUGCUGGGAAGAGCACAAGCAGGAGUGCAACGCCAUCAGGAAGAAUGGCAAGGCGCCCAAUGAGAACGUCCGCCUCGCCGCCCGCGUCCUGUGGCGCAUGGAGAAGGACGGGGGCGUGGCCUCAGACAGUCAGCUGACCACACUGGAGGACCUGGAGGAUCACGUGGCGGACAUGCCCGAGGAAGACCUCAAGGAGCUGAAGAUCGACGUCCACAACUUCCUGGACUACUGGCCCAGCGGCAGCCGUCAGCACACCGUGGACAGCAUCUCCCACAUACUCGGCGUGAUUAACUGUAACGGGUUCACUCUGAGCGACCAGAGAGGCCUACAGGCCGUGGGUGUGGGGAUCUUCCCCAAUCUGUGCCUGGUCAACCAUGACUGCUGGCCCAACUGUACUGUCAUCCUCAACCACGGCAAUCAGACGGCUCUGAACUCUGUCUUUCACUCUCAAAGGAGGAUCGAGCUCCGAUCCCUGGGGACGAUCGCGGAGGGGCAGGAGCUGACGGUUGGAUACGUGGACUUCCUGAACGUGUCCCAGGACCGGCAGAAGCUGCUGAAGCAGCAGUACUUCUUUGACUGCACCUGCACACACUGCUCCCAGCACACCAAGGACGACCUCAAGAUGGCCGUCAAGGUGGUGGAUGGCAAGAAGCCCUCAGAGGAGGUGGUGAAGGAGGUGACGGAGCACAGCCUGAAAGCUCUGGAGCAGAUCGAGAAAGCUCGCACUGAGGGAAACUACCACGAGGUGGUGAAGGUGUGCAGGGAGUGCCUGGAGAAGCAGGGGCCGGUGCUGGCUGAGACUCACCUGUAUCACCUGCGGGUGCUGAGCGUGGCGAGCGAGGUGAUGUCCUACCUGCAGUUCUUCACCGAGGCCGCCGAAUACGCCCGCAAGAUGGUGGAGGGCUACAUGAAGCUGUACCACCCGAACAACGCCCAGCUGGGCAUGGCGACCAUGCGAGCGGGGGUGACACACUGGCACGCCGGGCUCAUCGAGGUCGGGCACGGCAUGAUCUGCAAGGCCUACGCCAUCCUGCUGGUCACGCACGGGCCCUUACACGCCAUCACCAAGGACCUGGAGACCAUGCGCAAUCAGACGGAGAUGGAGCUGAGGAUGUUCAGGCAGAACGAGUACGUGUACCACACCAUGCGUGAGGCGGCGCUGAAGAACCAGCCCAUGAGCAUGAUGACCGAGCCGGUGGCCGAGGGCAUCAAGAGCCUGUUCCGCAGGAAAUGAGCGCCCUCUACUGGCCAGCACAGGAAUCAUCUUCCCUUGCUGCCUCGAUAUGGCACGCUCCCACACACACACCCACACACACACACACACACACCCACCCACACACACACCCACCCACACACACACACACACACACACACUCAAACACACACACACACACACCCACCCACCCACACACACACACACACACACACUCAAACACACACACACACACACCCACCCACCCACACACACACACCCACCCACACACACACACACACCCACCCACCCACACACACACACCCACCCACACACACACACACACACACACACACCUACACCCAGCUGACACCUGCACACUGAUAACAAGGUGACACUGUGUAGAGAUUUUAUCCAAAUUUACUGUGUUUUAGUCCAGUACCCCACCCUCCACACAUACACACACACACACACACACACGUACACACACAUACACACACACAGACACACACUCACUUGCAUGACUGACACACACAUAUAUACACACACGCAAACACAAGUCUGAACACUUCAAUCUGUAUUUAAAAAAAUCUAAUUUAUGUACACUGGAUUUACAUGACAAAGUUUCCAGAUGUGGAACUCAAACAUGCAUCCCUGCAUUAAAUGAACAUCCUCACUGUUUCACAGUUAAAAUGGCACUCUUCAACACUGUGGAAUUUGUCACUGUGUUCACGUACUGCACCUGGGUCACAUGCUGGGCCUACACGUGGAAAUAAACAUGUACAUGAGGCUCA